UCGGAUAAAUUAGAAAAGGCGGGACCCACGUUAAUUGGAAGAUAUCAACGGCUGGAUCUGCUUACUCAGAUCAACUUCAGCGAAAAAAAUGCCACUCUCGUUGCAAUCUCCGCCUUGUGCAACUCUCUCUGCUUCAAUCCGAAAGGGACGAUGGAAGACGCUCGCCGCCGGAUUCUCCGUUACUCCUCUUCCCGCCGUUAACUUCAGUCUUCGGCGAUCGAUUCCUCGGAUUCUUGCUUCCGCUAGUUCCUCCUCCUCUCCUGCGUCUUCGUCUCUCGAAGCUGGUGAGAACAAUGAGCUAAAUGCUGUUUCAGCUUUUAGUGAGAUUGUUCCUGAUACUGUCGUUUUCGAUGACUUUGAGAGUUUUUCUCUGGAUCGAGGAUACAAGAAAGAAAUUAGCUUAAGAUGUAAAAACUCACUCCCUCACAAGUUUCCGCCGACUGCAGCUACUGUUAGCUCUGCUCUUCUUCUGGGUAUCUGUGGUCUACCUGAUACCAUUUUCCGCAAUGCUGUGGACAUGGCUUUGGCGGAUUCUUCUUGUGCAGGGCUUGAAACCACAGAAUCUCGACUCUCUUGCUUUUUCAAUAAGGCUAUUGUCAACGUAGGUGGCGAUCUUGUCAAACUCGUUCCAGGUCGAGUUUCUACUGAAGUGGAUGCACGUCUUGCUUAUGACACAAAUGGCAUUAUCCGCAAGGUUCAUGAUCUGCUGAGACUAUACAAUGAAAUCGAUGUACCACACGACCGGCUCCUAUUCAAAAUCCCUGCAACUUGGCAAGGUAUUGAAGCUGCAAGAUUGUUGGAAUCAGAGGGAAUCCAAACGCAUAUGACCUUUGUUUACAGCUUUGCACAAGCUGCAGCAGCUUCUCAAGCCGGUGCUUCUGUCAUUCAGAUUUUCGUCGGUCGCCUCAGGGAUUGGGCGCGUAAUCAUUCGGGAGAUACCGAGAUUGAAUCUGCUAUUAAAUCGGGAGAAGAUCCUGGUUUGGCCUUGGUCAAAAGAUCAUAUAACUACAUUCACAAGUAUGGUUACAAGUCCAAGCUGAUGGCUGCUGCUGUCCGGAACAAACAAGACUUGUUCAGUCUUCUCGGGGUCGAUUAUGUCAUUGCACCAUUAAAGGUACUGCAAUCUCUUAAAGAUUCACCCGCCAUUCCCGAUGAUGAAAAAUACUCAUUUGUUCGGAAACUUACUCCUGAAACUGCAACACAUUACCACUUCACCAACAAAGAGCUGGUCAAAUGGGACCAGCUAAGCUUGGCUUCAUCUAUGGGUCCUGCAUCAGUGGAGCUUUUAUCAGCCGGUGUUGAAGGUUAUGCGAACCAAGCGAAACGUGUUGAAGAGCUUUUCGGGAAGAUUUGGCCACCUCCUAAUGUCUAAAUACACAGCUUUUCUCUUCAUCAAUAAGGAUCUGUAUCAAUAAGAGAACUAAGUGUCCAUGUUACUUGAACACUACCCUGUUUAUCUUCCUGCCCUCUUUAUCUUUUUCGUGGCUUGUUGUUCAUCAUGUCUGAGACUUGGGCUACAAGAUAAGAGACUUUAGUUUUAAGACUAAAAGUCUAAAACCAAAUCCUUUUCAUGUUGUUUCGUCUGAACUUCGGUCUUUUUUUCUCUGUAAUUGACUUAGUCGGUUCUCAGAUCUCUGAGUCAUGAUUGUACCGAUAAACCAAAAUUGAACCGAUUGUUUUUGUAAAACCAAUCGGGUUCUAUUAAAGUUCAAACUAAACU
This is a messenger RNA of Arabidopsis thaliana (thale cress), 1720 nucleotides long. Its product is annotated as Aldolase superfamily protein. Gene Ontology annotation, biological process: carbohydrate metabolic process; pentose-phosphate shunt. Gene Ontology annotation, molecular function: transaldolase activity. The transcript has 13 exons. Gene Ontology annotation, cellular component: cytoplasm. NCBI's taxonomy places the organism in Eukaryota, Viridiplantae, Streptophyta, Magnoliopsida, Brassicales, Brassicaceae. The record is from RefSeq and is marked reviewed. Bases 89 to 1372 code for a protein of 427 amino acids.